GUUUUUUCUCUCACAAUCUUGCGUGGCUUCGCCGCAGCAGAACAGGCAAUGAGCCUCGAGGAUGCCGCGAGGAGGCUAUCGUGGCCUUCGGCGGCAGCCUCGCAUACAGCCUCGGUUGGGACCUCCUUGAUGGCGGGGUGGUUGGAUCCCCCGCUAGCGGCCGCAUUUGCCAACGACAUCGCCGCUCAGGGAGCCAUUUCCCCUGCCAACCCCAUCCACAUCACAAGCGCCAACGUGACCACCUGGAAAAGGGAACUGCUAACUUGGCACCCGGCCACGAAGGGAGUCCUUGUGCUGCAGGAGUUGCACCUCAAUGACGCGGGCCUCACUCAGCUCCGCAUCGAGGCUGCAAAGUGCCGCUUCCAUCUCUUCACGCCGCCAAAGGGCGAUCGUCCCUACCCCACUCGAGGUGGCAUUGGCCUCUUGGUCCCCGCCAACAUGCAGGGUCAAGCUUGUGGUGGCAUGAUCACGGAGGAAGGCUGCGGCUACGUGGCGGUCGCCCUCCCGCGCCUACGAUGGACCCUCAUGGUCGUCUGCGUGUACCUUCAAAGCGGAGCGGGAAUCCACGCAGGGUGCAACCCAGAAGUCCUCGCGGCCCUCAGGCCGGCACUCCGCGAUUUCCGCAACUGGAUUGCGAUUGGAGACUGGAACGCGCCUCCCUCCGAGUUUCAAGGCACCUCGUGGGCCGAGACUGUGCAACAUGGUCUUGUGUCGUUGCCUCAGUUAGCCGGCUACCAAGGGGCCCUGCGGGAUGAGAUGGCUCCCGCCGACCCGGCUUUUGUUGCCCCCGAUCUGGGGAAGAUUGGGGCCCAACCUAUCCGGUCAAAUCCCCUGACCUGCCGUUUCGCGGGCAUCACCGCCGGGAUGGCGGCACGACAUUUCACCAACGAAGGAGGGAGAGGCACCAACAACCCCCUCCAGCACAAGCCCCUCAUGCAGCAAGACUGGUCCUACCCGUGGAGGGGCCACGUAGCUGCUUUCUGGAGUCGACUGGCCUCCUUUUGGGAGCACCCGAAGAAGCACCUCCGGAGAAUUGAAACGUUGGUUGGCAACAUGCCACCGGAGGCCGUGGAAGCGACCACCCUCCACCUCACAGAGCAAGGGAUUGAGGCCUCCUCUCCCCAGGACUUCCUCUGUGCCCUCGGGGCGGCGGAGGAUGGCCGACCGUCAACCCUUCAGCUCCGCGACGAGGAGCAUCAACGGGCCCGGAAGGCUGAAACCGACGCGGUUGCCGAAUGGCUCGUGUUGGGCACCCGGCGUGGCAUGCGACCGCUUUUUCGCUGCCUAGCCAAAGCUGAAACCAACGUGGCGAGGCCUUUCACUGAAGUGACAGCAGAGUCUCGACCAUAUGA
Messenger RNA from Symbiodinium sp. CCMP2592, 1352 nucleotides. The record is from the annotation of a GenBank genome assembly. Lineage: Eukaryota; Dinophyceae; Suessiales; Symbiodiniaceae.